Molecule: messenger RNA, 645 nt
Organism: Drosophila busckii
Lineage: Eukaryota; Metazoa; Arthropoda; Insecta; Diptera; Drosophilidae
Exons: 1
Coding region: 1-645 (214 amino acids)
Source: RefSeq, a predicted model, not a curated record
AUGAUGGCCAGCUAUCGUGUAUUGAGCUACGAUGAAUCACAGGACCUCGACGAGUGGCUGGCCAAGCGUAAGCUGGUGUUGAAUCAUCGCACCCGCUGCACCCUCUGCGAUGUGGUGAAUGUGGCCAAGCUGUUCAAGGAUGCCGUGCCCGAUCUGGUGGACUUGCGCAAGUACACCUCGCACUGCAGCGUGGCCCUGAAGCUGGCCAACUGGCGCAUCUUCAAUGAUUCGGUGUUGCGCAAACUGAAGAUUAGUAUGCCGGAUGACGUGCUGCAGGAGCUGGCAGCAGGACAAUUGCAUGCAAUGCGUCUGGUGAUGUUCUUCCUGAUGCGCAUUGAGCAGGACAGAUACAGCAUGGAGCCACUGUCGCAAGAGCUAAGCGACGUGGAGCACGAGCUGCUGGAGCAGCAGCAGGAGCCUGCUCUUGAGAAGAACGGCAUGGUAACCCUGGCCAAGUAUGAGGAACUGGUGCGCGAGGUGAAGGUAAUGGAUCAGUACAUUAAAUCGACUGUGCAGAAGGUUGAGGAUCUGGAGAACGUCAUACGGAGCAAGGAUGGCCACAUCAAGAAGCUAAUGGAUCAACUGAACACACUCACUGUACGCAUUUUAUCCAUAGAUAAUGCCAUCAAUGAAGACGACUAUUGA